UCUUCCAACCAUUUCCACUCAACUCUCCACUCUCUCAUCUCCUGCUAUCACUGGGAUCUUCUUCUUCUAGAUGGCUUCCACGGAUGACUGCCUCACCCUUGAUUUUAUCAGCCAAUACCUCCUCGCCGACGAUGACGCACCCCAGGAGCUGCCGUCCCUCCACCGUCGCCCGCGCCUCACCGUAUCCGUCCUUCCCCGAGAUCCCGUUGCCUUCCCAACCGUCUCCGGGAACAACGAGGCGAGGCGGUACCGCGGGGUCCGCCAGCGGCCGUGGGGCAAGUUCGCGGCCGAGAUCCGCGACCCCGCCCGGCGAGGGACGCGGCUGUGGCUCGGCACCUUCGACAGCGCCGUCGAGGCCGCCAAGGCCUAUGACCGCGCCGCCUUCCAGAUGCGCGGCCGCAAGGCGAUCCUCAACUUCCCCCACGAGAUCGGUGCCGGUGGCGGCUGGGUUCCGGCUCCCGCUGUCACGGCGUCGUCCGGUGAGAAGAGGAAGCGAGAGGCGGAGGAGGAAGGAUGGGUGGUGGAAUCGAGGGCGGUUAAGAAGGAGCGGUCGCCGGAAGUCGAGGGCAGCAGCGAAGGUCGUGCUCCGCCGCCGUGCCCCCUGACGCCAUCGAGUUGGAAAGGGGUUUGGGAUGGGGAGACGACGGGCAUCUUUAACCUGCCGCCGUUAUCUCCUCUCCGUUCUUUGGGAUUUCCGCAACUCACCGUCAGCUGAAAAUGAUCUGAUCCGUCCAUCGAAGUGAGACAUAUUUUGAUUGACGGCGUUCACCGAUCGAAAUAGAUGGUCAGCGAAGAGAUAGUAUUGGAUUAUUAUUUUAUUAAUUAUCUUGUUGGGAGUGGUUGGGGGCUGUGUGUAAAUUGGCGGUGGGAUAAAUCGUGUUGUUUAUUUAUUUAUUUAUUUAUUUAUUCUUUUGUUUGUUGGCAAGCCAUUUGGUCUAAAUAUUUGCAUUACCACGAAAUGAAAUGUAAUAUUUUUUUCUUAACCAAAGUUAUUUUAAACUUCGCAA
Molecule: messenger RNA, 1007 nt
Organism: Zingiber officinale
Lineage: Eukaryota; Viridiplantae; Streptophyta; Magnoliopsida; Zingiberales; Zingiberaceae
Product: ethylene-responsive transcription factor ERF105-like
Exons: 1
Coding region: 71-715 (214 amino acids)
Biological process (GO): regulation of DNA-templated transcription; ethylene-activated signaling pathway
Molecular function (GO): DNA-binding transcription factor activity; DNA binding
Source: RefSeq, a predicted model, not a curated record